GUUUCUUUUUCACUCUCUUUCCCACCACUCAAACACUCUUCUUCUUUAUUCCUCUUUUUUCAUCCCCUUUAAAAUCCAACCCAGAAUAACUUCUUUUUCAAACGCGCUUCUCUCUAACUUAAACAAUGAAGAACCCAUCCUCCAGGAACUCCGAUUCCUCCAUUAACUAUGACUCGCCUCACUCUCCUCUCCGAUUUCGAUCCUCUCCACUAUCCGACGGCGGCGACCCUUUCCACUCCACCGAAAACUCGCCGGAAACUGAUCACCGAGAUAACUCCAGAGCCAUCGUUAUCAUAGAGCCUUCAGUACAAUACUCUCAAGUUGCAAUCCCCUUACCGGAUUCCGAGCACCGGAAUCCGCCGGCGAAUGACCAACCGACGGUGAUGGUUAGUAGAGCCAUGAGGAAUGAUCCUCCUCCUACCGCAACGAAUCUCGGCCCCGCAGUCGCCGGAGGAGUCCGUGAAAGCGGCGGUGGCAGAGGUAGAAUAAGGACGACGACGCCGGCACCCCCGCCGGCGUGGUCGAAGAGUGAGGUGAUGACGGGGAAGGUGGCGUUAGGGUUCCGAUUGAGCGAGGUUGUUCUAUGUCUGAUUUCAUUUUCGGUUAUGGCUGCGGAUAAAACUCAAGGUUGGAGCGGUGACUCCUUUGAUCGCUACAAGGAAUAUAGGUAUUGUUUGUCUAUGGCAGUUAUAGCUUUUGUAUAUGCGGCGUUUCAAGCUUGUGAACUUGCCUAUCAACUUGUUAAGGGAAAACAUAUAAUCAAUCAUCACCUGCGUUUUCACUUUGAUUUCUUCAUGGAUCAGGUUCUGGCAUAUCUUCUGAUAUCAUCAGCAUCAUCAGCAGCGACAAGGGUUGAUGACUGGCAAUCAAAUUGGGGAAAAGAUGAAUUCACAGAGAUGGCUAGUGCGUCUGUUGCAAUGGCAUUUCUUGCUUUUAUUGCCUUUGCUAUUAGCUCACUUAUCUCCGGUUACAACCUUUGUACUCACUACCCCUAGUAGCAAAUAUUUUGACCUUACACUAUUUAAUAGUAUCUGUUUAUACUUGAUCUCUCUCUCUCUCUCUCUCUCUCUCUCUCUCUCUCUCUCUAUUUUCUUACUUUCUUACUUUCUUAAUGCUAUGAAGAAAUGCAUUCAAAAUAACAUUGAGCCCCCUGAAUUUUUAACUGUAUAGACACACUUUAGUACACAAUACACUUGCAAGAUGUUGGAAGGAUAUUGAAGAUAGAGAAUUUUGGUUUA
Molecule: messenger RNA, 1238 nt
Organism: Cicer arietinum (chickpea)
Lineage: Eukaryota; Viridiplantae; Streptophyta; Magnoliopsida; Fabales; Fabaceae
Product: CASP-like protein 4A3
Source: RefSeq, a predicted model, not a curated record